Messenger RNA from Ustilago hordei, 2358 nucleotides. RefSeq lists its product as uncharacterized. Gene Ontology annotation, cellular component: nucleus; cytoplasm; CCR4-NOT complex. The record is from RefSeq and is a predicted model, not a curated record. The transcript has a single exon. Gene Ontology annotation, biological process: nuclear-transcribed mRNA poly(A) tail shortening. Lineage: Eukaryota; Fungi; Basidiomycota; Ustilaginomycetes; Ustilaginales; Ustilaginaceae. The coding region runs from base 1 to 2358 and encodes 785 amino acids. Gene Ontology annotation, molecular function: protein binding; poly(A)-specific ribonuclease activity.
AUGUAUCCCUCCCCGUCCCCUUCUCCGGCCCCCUCGCCUCCAGCAUACCUCUACCUCAACCACCACCACCAUCAAUCCGCUAGCCAUGGCGGUGGUCCUCUCCCAGGUGCUGGUGGCCAGGGCUCAGCCCAGAACCAUAACAACUACAACCCCUCUUUCACUCCUCUAGGCAGGUUUCCUAUCCCUUCCGCUGCAUGGCCCCAACGUGCCCAUCAGCAUCAUCCUCACUCGCAUCAGCAGAGCUCCUCCCUUUCCUCCUUGCCUGCAUCCCUUGCUCACUCGAGCGCUGCCUCCAUCUCCGCUGGAGGCCCCUCUUCGCCAGCCUAUGCAAAUCUCGCUGCCCACCACCAUCAUCACCAUCCCGCUCACGGCCCAUCCGCUCUCUCCCACAUCUCCUCCCCGGCAGCCAUGCAUUCGGCACACAUGUCCAACUCUUCCGCAAGGUCCGAUCCAGCGGUAGCAGCUUCAGGCUCGCCUCACUGGCAGCAGCAGAUUCUCAAAGCAGAGAUCUCACGUCAGUCCGCCUCUCCGCACCAUCAUGCGCGUGCGGCUGCACUAGCCGCCCGUUCCGCCACCAACUCUGCCAUCGCUAUUCAAGAUCCUAACAAAGCUAUCAUGCCUCCACAGGUCGCUGCCAAUGGUCUCUUUGUCGGCAAGAAGGAUUCCAGCACCGCCAAUGGCGGAGGAGGUGACCAGGACAAGGGUAGUGGUGCCGAUCCAGCAUCAGCCACCUCCAACGCUGGCUCGGCAUCCAGCAACGGUGCGAUCAAGGAAAAGCAGACCUGGUCCACUAUCGACAUGGGUGGCCUAGCCUUGAAGAACAUCGCCAACGAGGUCUACCGCUAUUCCUUCCUAACCUCGCUCUUUAUCAAUCACAACUCGCUCACAAGCAUCUCGCCCGACAUUGUCAAGCUGCGUCACCUUACUGUCCUCGAUGCAUCUGGCAACAAGCUCAACUCGGUACCACCCGAGCUCGGCAUGCUCACAAGUCUGCGAGAGCUCUUCCUCUUUGAUAACAACCUUGCUACGCUGCCACCUGAGCUCGGCACACUCCACCAGCUCGAGAUGCUUGGUAUCGAGGGCAACCCGUUGCAAGAGAACCUCCGCACGCUCUUCCAGCGAGAAGGCACUAGUGCAGUCAUUGCAUACCUCCGCGAUUCCUGCCCUGUGCCAUUGCCACCACCAGAGCGAGAAUGGAUCAUGAUCGACCCUGACCUACCCGACCUCGACGCAGACAAGGACGGCCCAGAAGCACCCCAGGAAACGUUCAACGUGCUCAGCUACAACAUCCUCUGCGACAAGUACGCAACAGCACAGAUGUACGGCUACACCCCCUCCUGGGCUUUGACAUGGGACUACCGCAAAGAGUUCAUCUUGCAAGAGGUCAUGUCCUACAGUGCCGACAUCUGCUGUCUGCAGGAGAUCGACAUGGAGCAGUUCGAGGACUACUUCCUCCACCAUCUCUCUCAACACGACUACCAAGGUGUCUUCUAUCCCAAGUCGCGAGCACGUACCAUGCGCGACGAAGAGAAGCGACGUGUCGACGGAUGUGCCAUCUUCUACAAGACCGACAAGUACCAGCUCAUCGAGAAGCAAUUGGUCGAGUUCAACCAGAUUGCACUCCAGCGGCCCGACUUGAAAAAGUCGGAGGAUAUGUACAACCGUGUCAUGACCAAGGACAACAUUGCCGUCAUUGCUUUGCUCGAAAGCAAGCUCUCUGGCUCCCGAGUCGUUGUCGCCAACGUUCACACCCACUGGGAUCCUCAAUUCCGUGACGUCAAGCUUGUACAAGUUGCUAUGCUCAUGGACCAAGUCGAGAAAGCAGGCAACCGUUUCGCAAAACUUCCUCCCAAGCUCACCGUCGGAGAUGGAUACCCACCCGCACCCAAGUACACGCACGGCAACCAGAUCCCCACCAUCGUCUGUGGUGACUUUAACAGCGUCCCCGAGACGGGUGUCUAUCACUUUUUGGCCAACGGUGCUGUACCGGGAGAUCAUGAGGACUUUAUGGAUCACGUCUACGGCAACUACACAGCGCAGGGUCUGCAGCACAGUUACAAGCUCGAGUCGUCCUACGCACCCGUCGGCGAACUCAGCUUCACCAACUACACUCCAGGUUACGAAGGUGGCAUCGACUACAUCUUCUAUACCAAGAACACGCUCAAUGUGACCGGAGUGUUGGGCGAGAUCGACAAGCAGUACCUUUCCAAGGUCGUCGGUUUCCCAAACGCCCACUUUCCAAGUGAUCACAUUUGCAUUAUGAGCGAGUUCAAGGUGAAACCUCCUGACCUUGCUCAAUCCCAGUCGACGGGUAGGCAAGUGCACCAUCCUACUUCUUCAUCGGUUGGAAGGAGGUAG